GCGCACAGCCCCUGCAAAACGGGCUGUUUAGACUUGUCGGGAAAGCCGGAGAGAAAGAAAAAAAAAACGAAUAAUAAAACGGGAAAGCAAGCCACAUUCCUUCAAGAUCAGUCAGACAUCACACACCUCCACGAGUCCGGGAUACAAAAAGUGCGCCUGAAGGAGAACGAGCGAACCGCUAGAGGAAUACGCGUCUGGGACAGAGAGAGACACGGACUUCAGGAGAGCAAGCGACAGCCAGGAGAACAUGGAAUGGACGUUUUAAACACCAAAAAGAGUAAAAAUUCUUCCAGAAGCCAGGAAGGACAAACAAAAGUUCUCACUGAAACAGUCACCACCACUACCAGACUAACAACACGACCACCUAAGGGCUCUAGCAGCAGUAUAAGCGGUGGCCAGAGAGGUUCAACAUCCAACAGCGCGGGGCUGGGAAUGGAAAAGAAAGUCCUGUCACAGGGCACCAGCAGCUAUGUGUCAUCAACAACUGGGGGGGGCAACUCAAAAGUGAAUUUCAGCUCAACAGGCUCACGAAGGGGCCAAGGCUCCAGCUCCUCCUUGACAUACUCCCCAGUCUCCACUCUGGAGAGGAAGGUCAUCAUUAGUCGCAAUGGUGGAUAUGAAGGAAGUUCAAGUGGAAAUUCAUCCCCAGAAUACACCAGAAAAGAAUUUAUCACAACCUCAUCAACUUCAGCCACAAGAGGGAGAAGUCAGAGCAGAGAAAGUGAAAUCAGAGCUCGGCUGCAGAGCGCGUCACCCUCUACAAGAUGGACAGAGCUAGAUGAUGUCAAAAGACUUCUGAAGGGAGGUCGUUCAGCCAGUGUGAGCCCAACAAGAUCCCCCUCAAACACACUUCCCAUUCCCAAAAAAGCCAGUGUGGAAACCAAGACGGUGAUGGAGAGCUCACACUCAGUUUCAGCCUUCAAUGAGCCACCCAGCAUGGGGCGAGAUUACACCUCCUACAUGUACUCAACCCUCCCUGCAGGCUCGUCAAUGGUCAACGGAUACAGCUAUUUUAACAACACAACUAAUCUGUCGCCUGGCUCUUCUCUGCUCAACACCACCUCCCCUUCCUCCUUGUCAGUUCACGGUCUGCCUAACAAUCUGACCUUGAAUUCAGCUCCAAUGACCAGCACCCUCAGCACCAGCUCCACCGUGUAUGGAGUACAGAAUAACCUGGGAACAAACUCCGCCAGCGGCAACUCAAAUGUCCCUCAAAGCCCCACAGGCUACGGAGUUCAGAAAAACAUGGCUUACAUGGCACAGUCCCCUACCUUGGCCAGCACUGGAGUAUCCACCACCACUGUCACCCAAACCAGGGAUCUUAAUGAUGACGUCUUCCGAAAAGACUACAAGUUUGUGCUGCUGGAAAAAGAGAAUGCACCGGCCAAGAAAGACACUGAGCUGCUAAUCAUGGCCAAGGACAGUGGCAAACUCUUCACGACCGCCACCACCAAUGGCGUUGGCAGCUCCUUUUCUGAUGACACUUUGAAGAAGGAAAAGAUGAUUGUGUCAAGCUCCACGGACGCCGCAGUGAAAAGUGAAGCCAAUGCUGGCUUUGGCUCCUAUAAAGUCUCCACCAAGGACAAAGCAACAUAUGCAGAAAUUCGAAAAGACGAUGAUUAUGGUGGUGGCGGCGGAGGGGGAGGAGGAGGUUGCUGUGGCCGCUGUAGCUGGUGGAAGUGGCUUUUGGGAUUGCUUCUAGGACUGCUCCUGCUCCUUGGGUUACUAUUUGGUUUAAUUGCUCUAGCUGAAGAAGUCAAUAAAUUGAAGAAUCGUGUGGCAAAGCUUGAAAGUGACACUAUACGCUCCAGCCGUGUGGUUUCUACAGAUAUAAACGGCCAAAAUCCUAUCUUAGAAAGAUCAAUAUCAGGCGUCAACUUGGCAGUCGGGGAAAGUGACAGUAACAUUCGGUUGCUUGUGAAAGAAACAUUGAAAGCGGAACUUCAGUCAGACAGCAUAAAAGCCUACGUCAAAGGUGAAAAAGGUGAUUCGGGACCUAAAGGUGAUACUGGAUCACAAGGCCCUAAAGGUGACAUCGGGAAUGUGGGACCACCAGGUCUUCCAGGAAUACCAGGUCAUGCUGGACCAGAAGGGCCUAAAGGGCAAAAAGGCAGCCAAGGGGACCAUGGAGCCGAGGGCCAGAUGGGACUUAGGGGACGAGACGGCCAGCCUGGACCUCGUGGUGAACCAGGCCCUCCUGGCUUCGGUGAAAAGGGAGAAAAAGGCAGCCCAGGAGAUUCUGGACCACCAGGUGUUACUGGAUUGCCUGGUCCAAUGGGAAUUAAAGGUGCAAUGGGCUUGCAAGGUCCUCCAGGUCCUAUUGGUUCUCCUGGUCCACAAGGUUUCAGAGGUGAAACAGGGCAACCUGGUCCUAAAGGUGAUAAAGGAAUUGUUGGCUCAGCUGGAUCAAAGGGUGACCAGGGUGAGAAGGGUCCACGUGGACCUCCAGGUGAGCCUGGCCUUCGUGGACUCCCAGGGCCUGCAGGAGAGGCUGGAGCUAAAGGAUCUGCAGGCCCUCCAGGUGCUGAUGGGCUUAAAGGUUCAAGAGGUGAGCCAGGACCAAUGGGCUUAACAGGAAUCAGAGGGCCAUCUGGUCCACCAGGAGAUGCUGGUCAGCCAGGGCUUCCAGGACUACAGGGACCACCAGGUCUCCCAGGCAAUCCAGGUGCACCCGGCUCUAAAGGUGACCACGGUGAGCCAGGCAGAAUCAUCAAUGCAGAAGGAUCAAAGGCUGUGGCUUUACCCGGACCACCUGGUCCACCUGGCCCUGCUGGCCCACCAGGACCCACUGGACUUCCAGGUCCAAUUGGCCCAGCUGGAGUUCCUGGUCAGCCAGGAGCCAAGGGCGCACGUGGAGAGAGGGGUGCGCAAGGCGAGGCGGCUAUCACAUCCCAGAGUUCAUCAGGCUCCUAUUCUGAGAGAGAAAAAUUGUCCAAAACAGAAACAUUUUCACAAAUCUCUGGCCCACCAGGACCCCCUGGACCACCAGGACCACCAGGUCCACCCAUUCCAGGCCCACCCGGCCCAAGAGGUGAUCCAGGUAUUGGCCACCCUGGUCCACCUGGUCCAAAGGGAGAACCAGGGACCUUCAUUCCAAAUUCAGGAUCAUACUUUUCUGGACCACCAGGACCACCAGGACCUAAAGGAUCUCAGGGUGAUCAAGGACCAAGGGGAUACCCAGGUGACCCAGGACAGCCAGGCCUACCUGGAAGUCCAGGAAUCUCUGGGGAGCCAGGUCCACUUGGGCCUCCUGGAGCUCCAGGACCAAUUGGCCCUCAGGGACCAGAAGGACCAAAGGGAGACAGAGGAGAUGCUGGAGUUCCAGGGGCUCCAGGUAUUCCAGGAUCAACAGUGUCACGAGGCGGAAGCUCAAGAGUCUAUCAAGGACCACCCGGACCACCAGGACCUCCUGGACCUCCAGGACCUCCUGGGGCAGGUGGUGAUGCAGUCCAGUCUUUGCCUGACAUACGCCAGUACAUUUCUGACUAUCUUCAAAGUGAUGCUGUCCGGAGCUAUAUGAUUGGACCACAAGGCCCACCAGGCCUUCCAGGGCCUCCCGGACCACCAGGACUUGGUGGACCUGCUGUACAGUCAUUGGAUGAAGUGGCGAAUCGUGUGAUCACCUAUGUGCAAAAUGCUGGCUUUGUUGCAGGCCCACCAGGUCCUCCUGGUCCACCUGGGGCCCCUGGAUUUGCUUCAAUGGAAGACAUAUUAGCCAUGCUGCAGAGGGAGGAAGUGAGACAAUACCUUACGGGCUCAUCUGGACGUUCAGCAGCGAGUUGGUCUAGUGCAACUGAAAUGCACGAUUUGGCCACUCGUGUCAUCGACAUCAUGAGCACCAGGGGUCUGAGAAUUGGCCUACCAGGACCUCCAGGACCCCCUGGACCUCCAGGAUUGCCAGGGUCGACUUAUGGAGAUAUAUCAGCACUGCUACAAAACUCAGAAUUUCGAGGAAUUGUUGGUCCCCCUGGUCCUCCGGGACUACAAGGAAGACAGGGUCCACCUGGGCCCCCAGGUCCAUCUGGGUUUGUCACAUAUAGUGGUACAAGUGGCCUAAGUCGUACAAGUGAAACAAGUGAUUCAAGCUACAGGGUAGAAGACAUCAGAAGCUACCUGCAGAAUGUAGGUUUCAGUGGUCCUCCUGGUCCCCCUGGCCCACCAGGUCCCCCUGGCAUACCUGGAUUAUCUGGAGGACUAGUCUCAUAUGCAGAGAAUACACAGAGGGAUCGCUUCCAAACUGAACUUAUUGAGUACCUUACCAGUGACAAUGUGAGAAGAUACAUCUCGGGGCCGCCAGGUCCUCCAGGACCCCGUGGGCAUAAGGGUGAGCGUGGUGAAUCUGGCUACAUACUGGAUGGCAGGCAAAGUGGAAAGUUGGACUACGCCAGCCUAGCACUUCAGCUGAAAGACUACAUGAAGAGCCAAGGUCUGAUAAGUGAGUAUUCUCACAGUGUGUCUGAAAGAGUCAUCCAGCAAGGACCUCCUGGUCCCCCCGGCCCUCCAGGUCCUCCGGGAUACAGCCGAGUUAUCGGAGCAUAUGGCAAUGUGACUACAGACCUUAUGGAAUUCUUCAGAACUUAUGGAACUAUUCAAGGACCACCUGGCCAAAAAGGAGACCGGGGUUACCCAGGACUCAAAGGGGACAGGGGUGAUGUGGGACUCCCAGGUCCACCAGGAAUGCAAGGUCUGAAAGGAGAGAAAGGAGAACAAGUAUUUGUUGGUCGGAGGAAGAAAAGAAGCACUGGAGUCUAAGCCGGCAUUUACAGAUCUCAGCAAAUGCCUCAUUAAUUUAUGUAAAGUUUCAUAACGUACUUGAACUAUAAGGCUGUAAGAGAAGACGGACGGGUGGUGAGAGUGUUGUAUUUAUACUCCGUUUUUUUUUUUUAUUCUAACUGGCUAAGGGCAAGAUACGUAACGGCACCAUUUUCCUUUUAACAAUCAAUCACAUUUCAAUUUAUAGUAAAAUUCACUUUAGAAUCAACAGUGUGAUAAAUGGAAGAUAUUUAUCAUUUACCUUUAAUAUUGCAAAAAUACUUAUCUGUGCAAGUUUGAAGUUCUCACGUUACCACACACCUCUGCAGAGAAAGCACAGCAAAGAGAUUGUGCCUUUCUUAAAAUGCGUACAGCAGAGUGUGCAGAAGUGGAAUAAUAAACUAGACGACAUGGUCAGUAAGUCUCACGCAGUCCAUGUCACUGUUAAUGCACACAUACGGGUGUAUCAUCCCAUUUUUGAAAAAUCUUAAACUCUCACACUGCAUGCUUUUUUGCUCAGUUUCCUUAGCAUCAACAAUUGCAUAACGAUUGUAAAAGAAAUACCUGUUGUUUUCUUUGGUGGCUUGCAUUUAAAUAUGUUUGAAAACUUUAAACAGUUUGUUGGACUAGAUGUUGCUGACGAAGCGAUACUGAUUUUUUUUUUGUGAAAAAUAAUUUUUAAAGUGCAAUUUAUAAAAAUUCUAUCCAAACAACUCCUGUCUUUAAAUUGACAUAUUUGUGCCUACACACUUAAUGAAAUCAGUUUUAUUCCUGUUAAAAAAUGAAUUCUGGCAAGUUGGUAUAACAAUGAAUUUAAGAAGGCUGUGUUAUUUUUACUGAUCAUUGCGUUACUUGCAUUUCAUACUAUACAGAGCAGACCCAAACAUUUUAUUUAACUUGGAGAUGUCAUCUGCAUGUACGUCAAAAUGAAAAAGAAAAGAAAUUCACCACCCAGUUUGGCAAUAAAACCGCGGUCAGUCAUUCUACAGUAGGCACUUCUACCAAUGCUAUGAAAUUUGAGAGCUUCAUUUGUUCACAGUAAAGCAGAUGGAAAUGCAAUAUUUUUUUAAAGUAUUUGUAAUAAAAGUGUACCAAAAAUAUAAAAUGUGGAAGGGGACUUAUUUGAAAUCUUUUUUCUUUUUAAAGCUCCUUAUUUGCUUCUUCUCACGGUGAAGGGAAAGUCAACUAUUGUACAUAAACUAAGGUUAUGAAUGUGCUUUGGAUAGUCAAACGUAACGCUAAGGCAGGGCUCCUCAGUUACAUCCUGCAGGGCUCUAGUAGCUGGCAGGUGUUCCCUUUCUUUACUUAGAACCACUAGCUCGCCAGCUAACAUGCUUCCAUUUAAAGCUGUGUUAACAAAAUGUGAUAAAGUCAAUGAGAAAGAAGGAAAAGACCAAGAGCUACAAAUCUGUCCAAGAUCACAAACAUGUGGAUGGAUGGAUGGAUGAGGUUCUCAGAAAACAACA
This is a messenger RNA of Polypterus senegalus (gray bichir), 6218 nucleotides long. It is a transcript of the gene col17a1b, whose product is annotated as collagen, type XVII, alpha 1b. The record is from RefSeq and is a predicted model, not a curated record. NCBI's taxonomy places the organism in Eukaryota, Metazoa, Chordata, Cladistia, Polypteriformes, Polypteridae. The transcript is spliced from 57 exons. Bases 253 to 4752 code for a protein of 1499 amino acids.